UGUAUUUGCCGCUCAUUUGGAAAGGUUAGCCAUGAAAUUGUAGUAAUCUUAUUAGGUGGUGGAGAAGAGAAGAGAUAGACCGUUGGAGAAAGACUCGCAUCAUUCUUCUUCUUCUGGCCGCGCCUCCUCCUUAAUUACAAUCAGAAUUGAGUUUCUGAAAUUGGAGAGAAUGAGCAGUUCAACGGGUACGCCUAAAUUUAGUCGGAGCCGGUCGCGAUUAGGGAAAUACGAAUUGGGUAAGACCUUAGGAGAGGGCAGCUUUGCAAAGGUCAAGUAUGCCAAGAACGUACGGACAGGCGAUAGUGUCGCCAUUAAAAUCAUUGACCGCGAUCGCGUCCUCCGCAACAACAUUAUGGAACAGAUUAAAAGAGAAAUAUCAACGAUGAAGUUGAUCAAACAUCCAAAUGUCAUAAGAAUCUUUGAGGUUAUGGCUAGCAAGACGAAGAUCUAUAUUGUCCUCGAAUAUGUUCAUGGAGGAGAGCUCUUUGAUGAAAUUGCUAGACAUGGCAGACUCAAAGAAAAUGAAGCUAGAAGAUACUUUCAACAGCUUAUUAAUGCCGUUGAUUACUGCCACAGCAGAGGCGUUUACCACAGAGACUUGAAGCCUGAGAAUCUGUUGCUGGAUUCAUUUGGUACUCUUAAAGUUUCAGACUUUGGAUUGAGUGCACUUUCCAAACAAGUUCGAGACGAUGGACUGCUUCAUACUGCUUGCGGGACACCAAACUAUGUUGCCCCUGAGGUUUUAACUGACAAAGGCUAUGAUGGUACAUCAGCUGAUGUCUGGUCCUGUGGAGUCAUUCUCUUUGUUCUAGUCGCUGGAUACUUGCCUUUUGAUGAACCAAACCUAAAUUCUCUGUACCGAAAAAUCCUGAAGGCUCAUUUUUCACUUCCACCAUGGUUAUCCUCCAGCUCAAAGAAACUGAUCAAGCGUAUUCUUGAUCCAAAUCCACUCACGAGGAUCACUAUUCCAGAGAUCCUUGAAGAUGAUUGGUUCAAGAAAGAUUACAAGCCACCAAAUUUUGAGCAAGAUGAUGAUGUCAAUCUUGAUGACAUUGAUGCCAUUUUCAAUGGCUCAGACGAUCAUCUCAUUACAGAAAGUAGGGAAAAACCUGCUUCUGUCAAUGCGUUCGAGCUCAUUUCAAGGUCAAAAAGUUUCAACCUAGAAAAUUUGUUCGAAAAGCAGGGCCUUAUCAAGAGAGAAACACAAUUUACUUCCAGGUGCCCUGCAAAUGAGAUUAUCUCCAAAAUUGAGGAAACUGCAAAACCUUUGGGUUUCAAUGUCCAGAAGAAAAAUUACAAGAUGAAGUUACAAGGUGACAGAACAGGAAGGAAAGGCCACCUUGCUGUAGCAACAGAGGUGUUUGAAGUGGCUCCGUCGUUGCAUUUGGUUGAGCUCCGGAAAACUGGUGGCGACACAUUAGAGUUUCACAAGUUCUACAAGAACUUCUCUUCGGGAUUAAAAGAUAUCGUCUGGACAUCGGAACAAACCUCUGAAGAAAAAAGGUCUUAAUAAGUGGCUGUUCCACCCUCUGUACAGUGGCUAUAAUGUUCAAAUCAACCUGUAAAGUCUCAAUGUUUGUAGAUGCUAUCCGCACAGUGGCUAUAUUGUAGAUGCAUCAAUGUUUCAUUGUUUCUCUGUCUGAAUUUGAUCCAUACACACAGUACAAUAGCAAGAUCUGUUGACACCAGUUUCUCAAGAUGGCAGAAGCACUCAAAAUGAAUAUGUUUGUACAAUUCAAUACAUGGGAUCCUGUAAGAUUAUACUGACAAGAUCUCCAUCGUGUCUACACCAACUGCUGCAGAUAUGUAGGGAACUAUUUUCCUAUUUUCAAUUCUAGCUUUUGUUUCCAUCAAACUCACAGGUUCUCCUCUUCUUUUUUCUAGUACCACCUUCAUCUCUUAUUCUGAACUAGCAGAUCGUCCUAUUAUCCCUUUCCCAUAGUGUGUACAAGUAGAUUUUUUGCAGAAAGUUUUUAUUUUCCUAUAUUUUCAAGGGACAUCAUCUCUUGACCA
Molecule: messenger RNA, 2013 nt
Organism: Nicotiana tabacum (common tobacco)
Lineage: Eukaryota; Viridiplantae; Streptophyta; Magnoliopsida; Solanales; Solanaceae
Product: CBL-interacting serine/threonine-protein kinase 9-like
Biological process (GO): protein phosphorylation; signal transduction
Molecular function (GO): ATP binding; protein serine/threonine kinase activity
Source: RefSeq, a predicted model, not a curated record